Messenger RNA from Neltuma alba, 1135 nucleotides. Its product is annotated as transcription factor ILR3. Gene Ontology annotation, biological process: intracellular iron ion homeostasis; regulation of DNA-templated transcription. NCBI's taxonomy places the organism in Eukaryota, Viridiplantae, Streptophyta, Magnoliopsida, Fabales, Fabaceae. Gene Ontology annotation, molecular function: DNA-binding transcription factor activity; protein dimerization activity. The record is from RefSeq and is a predicted model, not a curated record. The coding region runs from base 154 to 864 and encodes 236 amino acids. The transcript is spliced from 5 exons.
UCCUCGUCACUCAGUUUCGCGGAUUCCCUUUUCGCAUAAAACACCCUUCUUCUUCCCUAUUCCUUCAAACGUGCAGCCCUCGCUUUCUGUUUGUUUUCUAGGAAAAGGGGCCUCACCUGAAAUUCUGAAUUUUCCGGGAACCUCCGCUGCAGAAUGGUUGGCCCGGAAAACGCCAAUUGGCUUUUCGACUAUGGUUUAAUGGACGAUAUACCUGUCCCGGACGACAGCUUUACUAUACCUGCUUCCGGGUUCAGCUGGCCGGCGCAGGCCUUGAAUGGCUCUUCGAAUAUGAGUGCUGAAAUUGAUGGCACGUUGGGGGAUACUGAUGGCGUAAAAGAGUCUGGUUCAAAGAAGAGGGGUAGACCUGAAUCAUGUGCUGCUUCCAGUUCAAAGGCAUGUCGGGAAAAGCUGAGGAGGGACAGGCUGAAUGACAAGUUUCUUGAAUUAGGCUCUAUUUUGGAGCCUGGAAGGCCUUCCAAAACAGACAAGGCUGCUAUCCUGGUUGAUGCUGUUCGAAUGGUGACACAGUUACGGGGUGAAGCCGAGAAGUUGAAAGACUCAAAUAUGAAUCUUCAAGAGAAGAUUAAAGAGUUAAAGGCCGAGAAGAACGAACUACGAGAUGAGAAACAGAGGCUCAAGGCUGAGAAAGAAAAGUUGGAGCAGCAGUUGAAAGCUAUCAAUGCUCAACCUGGUUUCAUGCCUCCCCCUCCUGCAAUUCCUGCUGCAUUUGCUGCUCAAGGCCAAGCCCCAGGCAGCAAGUUGGUCCCUUUUAUGGGUUAUCCGGGGGUUGCCAUGUGGCAAUUUAUGCCGCCAGCUGCUGUGGAUACUUCACAGGACCAUGUGCUCCGUCCACCAGUUGCCUAAGUUGGCACUAUAAAAUUAUUUGGGCAUCUAUUUUGGCUCGAAAGCUUGUAUUCAUUCACCCUUACUCCUUAACCUAGUUUCUAUUUUGUCACUUUGUUCUGUUUCUCCUUUUGUUUAGCUUAGCAACAUCCUGGCUUUAUUAGUUUUUAAUCAAGUGUUAGGACUGGACCUCGUGGUGAGCGUGACUGUAUUUGAUAUCUGAUACUAUCUUGAAAUAACGCUGGUAUCUGCAUGUAAAUGCUAAUAAACUUCUCUGGCUGUCUUCCGUUUA